This is a messenger RNA of Ostreobium quekettii, 342 nucleotides long. The record is from the annotation of a GenBank genome assembly. NCBI's taxonomy places the organism in Eukaryota, Viridiplantae, Chlorophyta, Ulvophyceae, Bryopsidales, Ostreobiaceae.
AUACCGCUGGGUUGCGCAAGAUAUCAAGUGUUGUUGAGCAAACCGCUGGGUAUUGUUCUUGAAGAGGCGAACUCCAGCGGAAUUUAUGUGGCAGAGGUUGUUGAGGGUGGAAAUGCAGCAAGAAGUGGACAGAUCUCAGUGGGUGACCAGCUCAUCUCCACCAGUGGGGUGAUUUACACAACAAGUCAGACUUACGGUGCAACAGAGGUCCGAGGAGGAGAGAAAGUUGUACAGAUGAACACCAUGAACGAGACUUUCGAUUCGGUGUUGGCGGCGAUUGGCUCCCAUCCGGGGCACGUUCCGGUGAGAUUAGAAUUUCAGAGAUGUGGGGACGACCUGUGA